Messenger RNA from Sorex araneus (European shrew), 1902 nucleotides. Its product is annotated as olfactory receptor 2M2-like. Gene Ontology annotation, cellular component: membrane. Lineage: Eukaryota; Metazoa; Chordata; Mammalia; Eulipotyphla; Soricidae. The coding region runs from base 1 to 1902 and encodes 633 amino acids. Gene Ontology annotation, biological process: G protein-coupled receptor signaling pathway. The record is from RefSeq and is a predicted model, not a curated record. The transcript is spliced from 2 exons. Gene Ontology annotation, molecular function: olfactory receptor activity; G protein-coupled receptor activity.
AUGAGCAGCAUGAAAAGAGGUAAUAGGACCACUGUGUCUGAAUUUCUGCUUCUGGGACUCCCGAUACCUCCAGAACAUCAGGGUUUGUUCUUCACCUUAUUCCUGGUUAUGUACCUGGCCACGGUGCUGGGGAACCUGCUCAUCAUCCUGCUCAUCCGGAUGGACUCUCGUCUCCACACCCCCAUGUACUUCUUCCUCAGCCACUUGGCUCUUACUGACAUAUGCUACUCAUCUGUCACUGUGCCCAAAAUGUUGAUGGACAUGAAGAGCAUUCAUAAGUCCAUCCCCUAUGCAGGGUGCGUGUCACAGAUGUAUUUUUACAUAUGGUUUGCUUCUGUCGACAUCUUUCUUCUUACAUUGAUGGCCUAUGACAGGUAUGUGGCCAUUUGUCACCCACUUCACUAUGCCACUAUCAUGAGGCAAGAGAAAUGUGUCUCAUUAGUUUCUGCAUCCUGGAUCUACUGUUCUCUCCGCUCUCUGUUGCACAUCCUCCUCUUCAUUCGAGUUUCCUUUUGUGAUGACAUUACCAUCCCCCAUUUCUUCUGUGAAAUCCCAGUUCUCUUGAAGAUAAGCUGUUCAGAUGUCUCAGUUAAUGAAUGGCUUAUCUUCAUUGAGACUGGAAUAAUUGUUUUCCUGCCUUUUGCCACUAUUGUAGGCUCUUAUAUUUGGAUAUGGGCCUCUGUGCUGAAGGAUCCUUCUGUUAAGAGAUUCUUCAAAGUCCUUUCUACCUGUGGUUCCCAUCUCCUUGUGGUGUGUUUAUUCUAUGGUACAAUUGCAGAAGUGUACUUUUUCUCCUCACCAUCCAUCUCCAGUAAUAAAGACAUAGCUGCUUCUGUGAUGUAUAUGAUAGUCACCCCCAUGCUGAACCCUUUCAUCUACAGCCUGAGAAACAGAGAUAUAAAACAGGCCCUAAAAUUAUUUGUUAACAGAAUGAAAAUCUUGAGCAGCAUGAAAAGAGGUAACAGGACCACUGUGUCUGAAUUUCUGCUUCUGGGACUCCCUAUACCUCCAGAACAUCAGGGUUUGUUCUUCACCUUAUUCCUGGUUAUGUACCUGGCCACGGUGCUGGGGAACCUGCUCAUCAUCCUGCUCAUCCGGAUGGACUCUCGUCUCCACACCCCCAUGUACUUCUUCCUCAGCAACUUGGCUCUAACUGACAUAUGCUUCUCAUCUGUCACUGUGCCCAAAAUGUUGAUGGACAUGCAGAGCAUUCACAAGUCCAUCCCCUAUGCAGGGUGCGUGUCACAGAUGUAUUUUUACAUAUGGUUUGCUUGUGUCGACAUCUUUCUUCUUACAUUGAUGGCCUAUGACAGGUAUGUGGCCAUUUGUCACCCACUUCACUAUACCACUAUCAUGAGGCAAGAGAAAUGUGUCUCCUUAGUUUCUGCAUCCUGGAUCUACUGUUCUCUCCGCUCUCUGUUGCACACUCUCCUCUUCGUUCGAGUUUCCUUUUGUGAGGACAUUACUAUUCCCCACUUCUUCUGUGAACUUCCUGUUCUCUUAAAGAUGAGCUGUUCAGAUGUCUCAGUUAAUGAAUGGGUUAUCUUCUUUGAGACUGGAAUAAUUGUUUUCCUGCCUUUUGCCUCUAUUGUGGGCUCUUAUAUUUGGAUAUGGGCCUCUGUGCUGAAGGAUCCUUCUGUUAAGAGAUUCUUCAAAGUCCUUUCUACCUGUGGUUCCCAUCUCCUCGUUGUGUGUUUAUUCUAUGGUACAAUUGUAGAAGUGUACUUUUUCUCCUCACCAUCCAUCUCCAGUAAUAAAGACAUAGCUGCUUCUGUGAUGUAUAUGAUAGUCACCCCCAUGCUGAACCCUUUCAUCUACAGCCUGAGAAACAGAGAUAUAAAACAGGCCCUAAUAUUAUUUGUUAACAGAAUGAAGUCUUGUAGCUCCAAUAACUUAAUAUGA